CUAAGCCGACCGAGAGCUUAUGUGGGUGGGUUUUCUCUCCGAGACUGUCAAUGGUGUUCCCGGUUGUACAAUAUCCUGUUACCCGAUUGCAUUGCUUGGUUGGAGGCAAAUGGAACUAUGAAUGAAGUAAUGAAUUCCUGAGUUUGUCUCUGGCUUUCGGUCAACAACCGAUGUCUGCAUGAACCGAUGGCAGCAUGAACCGAUGUCUGCAUGACUGGGUUGUCGUGGACUUUUUGAUAUUCGGCCAGAAUCAGCCCGAACCAGACGUAAGCGGCUACUUACUUGUUGGUCCCUGUUCAUUUCAGCCUCAAAAACCGAGGGGCUGCCAAGAAAAAAUAAUAUAAACACGAAGGGACAGAGGUGGACGGUACGGUGGUUAUCCUACCUAAAGAGUAUAAAGACGAGGCAAUUCCCCCAAGCUAAGAGACAUGACCUUCUCCCACCCACCUCUGCCGUCCAGCGACGGCCUCCGCAUCCUGACCCUCUCGCCGGGCGAUUUUUGGGAUCCGUUGGAAGCCACCUUGGAAUCGGUCCCCUUCUCCAAAAAACCAAAGUACAUCGCCCUAUCAUACACAUGGGCCAACCCGGACGAUGAUCAUGCCAAGAUCUCCGCAGCGUUGGACGCUACUCCGGCGGCACCACCACCACCAGACCCAUCCGGGGCAGCAACAGCCCCGCCGCCGCCGCCGCCGCCGCCGGCCGCACCACAACUCGUCCUCGGCCCCAGCGGCCAGCAGCUCCCGCUUCUCCACAACGCCGCGCUAGCCCUACGGUUCCUGCGCUCGCCAACGCACCCGCUGCCGCUGUGGCUGGACGCCGUGUGCAUCGACCAGCGCAGCAUCCCCGAGCGCAACGCCCAGGUCGCCCUCAUGGGCUUCAUCUUCACGCGCGCCGCCGCCGUCAUCGGCUGGCUAGGCAUGCCGGACAUGACGACCGACUUCGUUCUAGAGACGUUGGCCGAGGGGAGACGCCGACUGCGCAGCAAGUUGACGGCGGUGUGGGAGGCAGGGCUGGCGCGGAAGAUCGCAGCGAGGUUUGCGGGCGGCGGCUCAGCAGAAGACGACCUGUUCAAAUUCGCGCACCCCCUCGUCGCCCCGGACGCGGAGCGGACGCACCCGGUCUGGUGCGCCGUCUCCUCCUCGGGCGCCGUGGUGCCGCGGCAGCUGCAGGCGAACCGCUACUGGGGGCGCCUGUGGGUCGUGCAGGAGGUGUGCCUGCCGCGCAACCUGGCCUUCGUUCUCGGCGGAGAGGUCUGGCCUGAGGCGGCGGUGCGCCAGAUGCUGGCGCGGGCGGACCGCGUGUCGGGCCGCGUCAUCCCGGUGGGGCAGACCGACAUGCAGCGCCUGCUGGCGGCGCGGCAGGACCGCUUUACCGACGCCAUGCGGCUCGAGGCGCUGGUGGAGCGGUUCUUGGAUAGCGGCUGUGCCGAUACCCGUGACCGGGUCUUUGGGCUUGUCGGUCUCUCCAACGAUGUCGAUACCUUCGCGCUGGCGGGGCAGGGCGCCCAGCAGGGAUCUCGGGGUCUGUUGCCUAGCCCGGCGACGGAGAAGAGGGGGAGGGCCCUCUUGGAGAUCGACUACAAGCGGACUUUCUACAAUAUCUGGCGCGACGUGGUCUCAUACAUGUAUUAUCGAGCGAAGCCCAAGCUUGACUUUGGCAAGGGGGUCGAAGAGAUGGAGGACGAGCGUCGCGUGCGCCUCGUGCGUUUUGCAGGAGUCGUGCAGAAGGCGUUCGAUGGCAGAGUGGAGGACGAGCUUCGGGGAGGUGGUGAUAGCAAUGACCCGAAUAGGGUGAUGCUCAAGGCCAAGGGUUAUGUCGCUGGGACGGUCGUCCACUUGGGACCGUCAUACAGCGACUUUGUAGGUUCUUAUCGUGAACAGCAACUCUGGAUCGGGAGUUGGGACAUGCACUAUGAGGCCAUAGCAGACCUUGAGAAGCUACGCCAGAUGGAGGAGCAAUACUCGGCCAAGGUAAUCGACUACACGGACACAGAUGUCUCUCGCAUCUGCGGCAUCAACAGCGCCGAGGCUGUAGCUUGGUCAAUUCUGCAGGAGGAGCCACCGUCACCGCCGUCACCGACAUUGCCCGGCCCCCCGGGCACGCCACCACCGCACAGCGACCCCGUCCGCUUCCUCGGAACCGACCUCUGUCUAGGAAUCGCCCCACCAGAAGCGCGCCAGGGGGACCUUAUCAUCCGCUUCUGGAACUGCGACGCGGCAAUCAUCGUGCGCCGUAAACCCCCUACCUCGGAAGAUGCGUCCGGGGAGUACUACGAGCUAGUCGGGCGGGCCGACGUCGCAGAGCCGUAUCAGCGGCGAGGAGACGUGGGAGACAGCCAGGCCAAGGAUGCCAUGAGGGUGAUUGGUGGCGACUGCCCCGGGAGAAAGUCGAAGGCUGACAAGACCAGGGCCGUGUACGUCCGGGUGGAUUUCGAAACGCUGCAGAAGAUGUCUGCCGCGAUUACAAUUUGAGUGCUCGGGCAAUGCUCAGGGAUUUCAGCUGCCGCAACUGGUGACCGUGCUGAACUGAAAUGGAGAUACCGCACACACCGAGUAAGCAGUGAUGGUGUCACGCAGGGGUGACUCUAGCAGUUCGGAAAAUAACCCAGCUGAGAACGCUGUCCUCGUUUCUGUGACACCCGACGCUUUCCACUCCAAGCU
Messenger RNA from Phialemonium atrogriseum, 2660 nucleotides. RefSeq names its product putative heterokaryon incompatibility protein. The transcript has a single exon. Bases 429 to 2471 code for a protein of 680 amino acids. The record is from RefSeq and is a predicted model, not a curated record. Lineage: Eukaryota; Fungi; Ascomycota; Sordariomycetes; Cephalothecales; Cephalothecaceae.